Messenger RNA from Daldinia vernicosa, 1263 nucleotides. RefSeq lists its product as uncharacterized. The record is from RefSeq and is a predicted model, not a curated record. NCBI's taxonomy places the organism in Eukaryota, Fungi, Ascomycota, Sordariomycetes, Xylariales, Hypoxylaceae. Bases 174 to 1187 code for a protein of 337 amino acids. The transcript is spliced from 3 exons.
GUCCCUUGGUGCCGAGGCCGUUCCUUUAAGUUUCCGUGUUCAACCAUCCGCCGGUCCCCAAUAAGCAGAGUGCAUUAAAAAGUCUCGACCUUAAGGCCUAGCCGCGAUCGGGGAUUUCAACCUUUCGAUCCAAUUCGCAAAACCUGCGACACGACAAUAUCAAAUAUCGCAGAAUGGCUUUUAACGUGUCAUCGAUGGUACAGUUACGCGAGGCGCGUGUAGAAGAUGAUAACUGGACCGGAUUGGCUAAUGCAGCUGAAAGGAGGAAGCGACAGAAUCGACUGCAUCAAAGAGCUUGGCGCCGAAAGAGGGCUGCUCAGCGAGCAGUUGGCGACCAGCAUGAGUCCCAUGAACAAGCGAACCCGUCUGAGCCAGAUGUAGAUAGUCCCCUGGCGCAAGAGAUCAUAAAUCUCUUAAAAGCCGAUCCACGCGUGUCGUCCCAUCUCUAUACACGGCUCAAGCCCUUCACUUAUUGGGAGGAGUUUCAUACACAGCUGAAUGCUUUAAACGAAGUGUACGGGAUACCAGAUCGCCCAUGUUAUAAUCUUAGCCAACAACAAGACCUCACGCAUGGCACAAGGUGCGAUCUGCCGAGCCCUAAAUGGAAAGCGAUCCCACCCAUGAUCCCGUACCUCGAUAGCCACAACCGGGUUGGAAUCACCAUCCCAGAUUUUGCCUUUCCUAUCUCGGCAGACCACCGGCUCAUUGUAUUAAUCCAAUACAACGUUCUUCGAGCGCUCAUUACCAACAUGUCUAUCAUAUCAGUUCUCGAGCGGAUGCCUCUCGAAUGCGGCGUAGCUCUCAAUAUAAAAAACUUAUUUCCUCCUCCUGAGACCAUACCCUCUAACUUUGAAUCGACUCAGGUCCAGAAGCGUGUGGCGCAUGAUUUCUGGAUAGAUAUUGUUCCGUGGGGUCGUAUGCGAGAUAAUCUGAUAUUGAACCACGGCAGGUAUGAUGAAGAAGACCUCUGCGUAGACAUGGCUGGUGGGCUGUACGAAGGGUUUGACGAGGUGGAAGCUAGGGGGUUGAUAGUAUGGGGAGAGCCAUGGUCAGAAACGGGCUGGGAAGUUACCGAGGGCUUUGCGACGAAAUGGUCGUUCCUGUUGAAGGGAUGUCAUACUCUGAUCGAAUCGACUAAUAGGUGGAGGGAAUCCAGAGGAGAAGAGAAACUGAUUAUUGAUGUAUGAGUUGGUGUUGAAGUAUUUAUGUACUUGUACAAAGUAGGCAACUAGGUACACUAUGGACGAUAGACUAUGAACUCAC